AUGAAUUUUGGCGUCAACUGCACCUACUCUGCUCCCUCCCAAGCGCUCCACGUUACGACCUGCCCGCUUCAAGAGCAGUCUCAACCCAGAUUUACCCACCGAAGCACAAAUCGGGUACUCUUUGGCGUCCAUGCCAAUUCUUCGAUAUUCGAGCAUACCGCGAAACGUCAAGUUGAAGAAGAAGUACCACAUGCGCGGCUUUCUGCCGUUCUUUAUCCAAAAUGGCCACAGCAACUGAUAGUCGCGCUUUCGCAAACAUCUCCAUCGCAGGACAGAAUAGCGGUCUGGGGUCACUGA
Molecule: messenger RNA, 297 nt
Organism: Chondrus crispus (carragheen)
Lineage: Eukaryota; Rhodophyta; Florideophyceae; Gigartinales; Gigartinaceae
Exons: 1
Coding region: 1-297 (98 amino acids)
Source: RefSeq, a predicted model, not a curated record